This is a messenger RNA of Manis pentadactyla (Chinese pangolin), 1258 nucleotides long. Its product is annotated as olfactory receptor 8B3. Gene Ontology annotation, biological process: sensory perception of smell; G protein-coupled receptor signaling pathway. The record is from RefSeq and is a predicted model, not a curated record. Gene Ontology annotation, molecular function: odorant binding; G protein-coupled receptor activity; olfactory receptor activity. Gene Ontology annotation, cellular component: membrane. Lineage: Eukaryota; Metazoa; Chordata; Mammalia; Pholidota; Manidae. The coding region runs from base 317 to 1258 and encodes 313 amino acids. The transcript is spliced from 2 exons.
AGUGCAGGACCAGAGAAAUAGGAGGGAGAGACGGGGAUGCAUCCCCACUACUGAAGCUUCUCAGUAGGUAGGCUUGUAACUCAGCUCCUCCAUCCCUUCUGUCCUCAAGGAAAGACAGGAGCCGUUGCUUUGAACACGCAGCUCAUGCAAACAAAGAACAGGUGUGUGUGUGUGGCAGCCUAUUCAGACUGUAUGAUGCAAAGGAGCACUUACUUCAUUUUAGCAAUUCUGAGUCCCCUUCUCACAGUGAGUUUGUGAGGAGAGAGCUGGGUCCUCUACUGAUGGAAUUUUCUUCUCUUCUUAUAGGUUUCUAAAGAUGAAAAUGGUGGCUAGAAAUGACUCCUUAGUGACUGAAUUUAUUCUUGCUGGAUUAACAGACCACCCAGAGCUCCAGCAACCCCUCUUUUAUCUGUUUCUCAUGAUCUACAUUGUCACGGUGGUGGGCAACCUUGGCUUGAUCAUUCUCAUUGGCCUUAACUCUCACCUCCAUACCCCCAUGUACUAUUUCCUUUUCAAUCUGUCCUUCAUUGACCUGUGUUACUCUUCUGUUUUCACCCCCAAGAUGCUGAUGAACUUUGUGUCAAGGAAGAAUAUCAUCUCCUAUGUGGGAUGCAUGACUCAGCUGUUUUUCUUCCUCUUUUUUGUCAUCUCUGAAUGCUAUAUGUUGACCUCAAUGGCCUACGAUCGCUACGUGGCCAUCUGUAAGCCCCUGCUGUAUAAGGUCUCCAUGUCCCGUCAGGUUUGCUCCAUGCUGACUCUCGCUGCGUAUGUGAUGGGAUUCGGUGGAGCUGCUGCCCACACAGGGUGCACGCUUAGACUAACCUUCUGCAGUGUGAAUGUCAUCAACCAUUACCUGUGUGACAUCCUCCCUCUCCUCCAACUUUCUUGCAGCAGCACCUACGUCAAUGAGGUAGUAGUUCUCAUUGUCGUGGGAAUUAAUAUCACAGCACCCAGUUUUACCAUCCUGAUUUCUUAUAUCUUCAUCCUCACCAGCAUUGUUCAUAUCAAAUCUGCUCAAGGAAGAUCAAAAGCCUUCAGUACCUGUAGCUCUCACAUCAUUGCUCUUAGUCUUUUUUUUGGGUCAGCAGCAUUCAUGUACCUUAAAUAUUCCUCUCCUGGAUCUAUGGAGCAGGGAAAAGUUUCCUCUGUUUUCUAUACUAACAUAGUGCCCAUGCUCAAUCCCCUGAUCUAUAGUUUGAGAAACAAGGAUGUCAAAGUUGCAUUGAAUAAAAUGCUUGAUAAAAGGACCUUUUCAUAA